Molecule: messenger RNA, 1047 nt
Organism: Mesorhabditis belari
Lineage: Eukaryota; Metazoa; Nematoda; Chromadorea; Rhabditida; Rhabditidae
Source: the annotation of a GenBank genome assembly
AUGUGUGAGCCGAGUGGCCCCCAACUCGCCCCCAGUUCCACCUCGAAUCUCCUCGUCUUUUGCGGUUCUUUUGUUUCACUGAUCUCUGUGUGCACGAACUCGAUUCUUCUCUAUUCACUGCGCACAAAUCAGAAAUGUUUUCGUUCCUACUUCUAUUUCCUCUACAUACUCGCUUUUCUCGACAUUCUCAUUUCUUUGCUCUACAUACCGGUGAUCGCGUUUGAUCAUUGGAAGGACGCUUUUGAGUCUCGUCUUUUAUCUGUCAUUUGGUGGUCGUGUUUUCGUUAUUUACUCACUCUCACGAAUGUUGGAAUGACGAUGGCCAGUUACAUUUUAUUGGGCGCUCUGGCCGAGCGUUACUUUAUCACGAUUCGUUCUCGUGUCGUUAAGCGACUCCAAGAGAAUCGUCACCUCUACUGUGCUCUGGCCGGGGUUUUUGCCUUGUUCACGAAAGGUCCAAUCUUUCUCGAAUUCACUCUCAUCGAGUACUCGGAGAAAAGCUGCACGGGUACUUAUAAAGAAUAUUUUGUCGACGUGACACCACUUGUGAGAACGCUCUGGUACGGCUCAAUUUAUCGUUUCUGGUUACGCAAUUUUCUCACCAUAUUCAUCCCGUUUUCCCUAUUGCUUUUCAUCAACAUUCGAACUGUACAAAUCUUGAAAUCUCAAAUCUAUCAAGCGAAACACAUGAUAAAGAGGAAAUUUUCAGUUUCAUUAGCCGGACGAAAGAAAGUUCGCGCCGCCACGAAAACUUUGCUACUCGUUUGCCUUACGUAUUUGCUUUCGAAUUUGCCAAAUGUGAUCAUCACAGCCUGGGAAUUUAUAGACAUUAAUGAUCUCCAGAAAAACCAUGUCGAUUUGUAUAUGUUUACCACGGAUCUGGUCUCACUUUUGGUGAUGCUAGCCUGCGCUUUGCGAUUACCAAUUUACCUGUUGAGCAAUGAAGAGCUGAGACUUGUCGUGAAGAAAUGUUUUGGCGGCUCGAGAGCCACAGGAGAACUCCUCAAAACGGCUUCUCAACUUUACACAGCAGCCUUACAUCAAAAC